Oncorhynchus masou masou (cherry salmon) is the source of this 4295-nucleotide messenger RNA. Its product is annotated as E3 ubiquitin-protein ligase TRIM21-like. The coding region runs from base 146 to 1822 and encodes 558 amino acids. The transcript is spliced from 2 exons. Gene Ontology annotation, molecular function: zinc ion binding; protein binding. Lineage: Eukaryota; Metazoa; Chordata; Actinopteri; Salmoniformes; Salmonidae. The record is from RefSeq and is a predicted model, not a curated record.
UGAGUCACUUUGCAGAAGUGAAAGUUAAAUAUAGACGAGGAAACUGCACACCGAAACAACCAUUAUCCUGUUCCUCAGAAAGAUAACAUUGCAGCUUAAGAGUCUACCUUUGUCUAGGAAUUAAAGGAAAACAAGAUUUUUAGAAAUGGCGUCCUCUAGCCGUGUCCUGUCUGAAGAGCAGUUCCAGUGCUCUAUCUGUCUGGAUGUGUUCACUGAGCCUGUCUCCACUCCAUGUGGACACAACUUCUGCAACGUCUGUAUCAGCGGAUACUGGGAUACAACUGACCGUUGCCAGUGUCCAAUGUGUAAGAGGACAUUCUACACAAGACCAGAACUCAAUAUCAACACAGCAUUCAGAGAUGUUGUAGAUCAUUUUAAGAUGAUCAGAAUCAGAGACACAGACGAAAUCAGAGACACAGACGAGUCCCCUGCCGAGGCUGGGGAAGUGUCCUGUGACGUCUGCACUGGGACAAGGCUCAAGGCCCUGAAGUCCUGCCUGGAGUGUCUGACCUCUUUCUGUGAGACUCACCUGCAGCCUCAUCAGAGAGUCACCGGCCUGAAAAGGCACAAGCUAAUAGACCCCAUUGACAACCUGGAAGACAGGAUGUGUAAGAAGCAUGACAGACUGCUGAAGCUGUUCUGUAGGACCGACCAGACGUGUGUGUGUCAGUUCUGCAUUGAGACUGACCACAAGACUCACCACGCCGUCCCACUAGAGGAAGAGUGUGGAGAGAGGAAGGUUCAGCUGGGGAAGACGGGGCGACAGAUAUGGCAGAUGAUCCAGGAGCGACUAGAGAAGGUUCAGGAGGUCAAACACUUAGUAGAGCUCAACAAGAGAGACGCAGAGAGAGAAAUAGCGGACAGCCUGCAGGUCUUCAGUGAUCUGAUGGAUUCCAUUCAGAGAAGCCAGGCUGAGUUCAUUGAGGUGGUUGAGGAGAAGCAGAAAGCAGCAGAGAAUCGUGCUGAUGGGCUCAUUAAACAGCUGGAGCAGGAAAUUACUGAGCUACAGAGGAGAAGCACUGAGCUGGAGCAGCACUCACACACUGAGGACCACCUCCUCCUCCUCCAGACCUUCCCAUCCCUGUGUACCCCGAAACACACAAAGGACUGGUCUGAGGUCAGUGUUCACAUUGAUAUGUGUUUGGGGCGACUGAGGAGAGCUGUGUCGGAGCUGGAGCAGACACUUCAGGAGGAACUAGAGAGAGCGGUGAAGAGGUUGUGUGAUGUUGAGCUGAAGACAAUUCAGCAGUGGUCAGCGCAUGUGACCCUCGACCCUGAUACAGCACAUCCAUUCCUCAUCUUGUCUAGGGACCGGAAACAAGUGAGAUAUGGAGGCACGAGGCAGAAACUCCCUGACAACGCAAAGACAUUCUAUAACCCAGAGAGGUUUUUGAAUCACCUCUCUGUCCUGGGAAAAGAGAGUUUCUCCUCGGGGAGAUUCUACUAUGAGGUGCAGGUGAAGGGAAAAGCUGAGUGGCUGUUAGGAGUGGCCAGGGAGUCCAUCAACAGGACAGCUGACAUAAAUAUGAGUCCUUUCAAUGGCCUCUGGACUGUGUAUAUGAGGGGUGAGGAUAUCUAUGAGGCCUACACCUCUCCCCAUGUCCCUCUCUCCCUGAGAGAGAAGCCCCAGAAAGUAGGGGUGUUUGUGGACUAUGAGGGGGGUUUGGUCUCCUUCUACAAUGUGGAGGCCAGGGCUCAUAUCUACUCUUUCAUUGGCUGUACCUUCACUGAGAAACUCUAUCCAUACUUCAACACCUGUGAUAAUGAACUUGGUCCAAACGUAGCCCCAUUCGUCAUCUGUCCUGUCAAUCACACAGACUGAAUGCAAUGUUGUACUUUAGCACAUGAUAUUAUCUGAAAUUAGUAUGGACAUGUAAUCCUAUGCCGCAAUGAUAUCUGAAGUAAUAUGGUGUUAUGUACAGUUGAAGUCGGAAGUUUACAUACACCUUAGCCAAAUACAUUUAAACUCAGUUUUUCACAAUUCCUGACAUAUAAUCCAAGUAAAAAUUAUCUUUCUUAGGUCAGGUAGGAUCACCACUUUAUUUUAAGAAUGUGAAAUGUCAGAUUAAUAGUAGAGAGAAUGAUUUAUUUCAGCUUUUAUUUAUUUCAUCACAUUCCCAGUGGGUCAGAAGUUUACAUACACUCAAUUAUUAUUUGGUAGCUUUGCCUUUAAAUUGUUGACCUUGGGUCAAACAUUUCAGGUAGCCUUCCACAAGCUUCACACAAUAAGUUGGGUGAAUUUUGGCACAUUCCUCCUGACAGAGCUGGUGUAACUGAGUCAGGUUUGUAGACCUCCUUGCUCGCACAUGCUUUUUCAGUUCUGCCCAAACAUUUUCUAUAGGAUUGAGGUCAGGGCUUUGUGAUGGCCACUCCAAUACCUUGACUUUGUUGUCCUUAAGCCAUUUUGACACAACUUUGGAAGUAUGCUUGUCCAUUUGGAAGACCCAUUUGCGACCAAGCUUUAACUUUCUGACUGAUGUCUUGAGAUGUAGCUUCAAUAUCUCCAAAUAAUUUUCCUUCCUAAUGAAGCCAUCGAUUGUGAAGUGCACCAAUCCUUCCAGCAGCAAAGCACGCCCACAACAUGAUACUGCCAUCCCCAUUUUUCACGGUUGGGAUAGUGUUCUUCGGCUUGCAAGCAUCCCCCUUUUUCCUCCAAAAAUAACGAUGGUCAUUAUGGCCAAACAGUUCUAUUUUUGUUUCAUCAGACCAGAGGACAUUUCUCCAAAAAGUAUGAUCUUUGUCCCCAUGUGCAGUUGCAAACCGUAGUCUAGCUUUUUCAUGGCGGUGUUGGAGCAGUGGCUUCUUCCUUGCUGAGCAGCCUUUCAGGUUAUGUCGAUAUAUGACUCGUUUUACUGUGGAUAUAGAUACUUCUGUACCUGUUUCCUCCAGCAUCUUCACAAUGUCUUUUGCUGUUGUUCUGGGAUUGAUUUGCACUUUUCGCACCAAAGUACGUUAAUCUCUAGGAGACAGAACGCGUCUCCUACCUGAGCGGUAUGACGGCUGCGUGGUCCCAUGGUGUUUAUACUUACAUACUAUUGUUUGUACAGAUGAAUGUGGCACCUUCAGGCGUUUGGAAAUUGCUCCCAAGGAUGAACCAGACUUGUGGAGGUCUACAAUUUUCUUCUGAGCUCUUGGCUGAUUUCUUUUGAUGUCAAGCAAAGAGGCACAAAGUUUGAAGGUAGGCCUUGAAAUACAUCCACAGGUACACCUCCAAUUGACUCAAAUUAUGUAAAUUAGCCUAUCAGAAGCUUCUAAAGCCAUGACAUAAUUUUCUGAAAUUUUCCAAGCUGUUUAAAGGCACAGUCAAAUUGGUGUAUGUAAACUUCUGACCCACUGGAAUUGUGAUACAGUGAAAUAUAAGUGAAAUAAUCUGUCUGUAAACAAUUGUUGGAAACAUUACUUGUGUCAUGUACAAAGUAGAUGUCCUAACCGACUCACCAACACUAUAGUUUGUUAACAAGAAAUUUGUGGAGUGGUUGAAAAACAAGUUUUAAUGACUCCAACCUAAGUGUAUGUAAACUUCCGACUUCAACUGUAUAUAGUCUAUAGGUAAAUGUGUAUGUACUGGGUUGAAAUAUUACUAUAUAACUAUAAAUGUGGAGGCCAGGUCUUAUAUCUACUAUUUUACUGGCUACACCUUCACUGAGAGACUUUAUCCGUACUUCAAUCCCUGUGAUAAUUACGACGGUACAAUGAUAGCGCCAUUGGAAGGAUCUGUGGUUCAAAACGUUGAUCCGGCUAGGUGAAAAAUCAUUGACGUGCCCUUGAGCAAGGCACUUAUUAACCUUAGUUGCUCUGGAUAAGAGCAUCUGCUAAAUGACUAAAAACGUUGACUCUCUAGCCUGCUAUACACACCAUCUCUUAUCCCCCAGUCCCUCUGCUUGGAACUGACUCCUCUUCUUUCCUGUGUCCUUCCAUCUACAUCUCUCCCUGCAGCACUGAUAAGAGAAUUGCAUUAUAUUCUGUAGGCCUAAUAAAUGUUUCGAUUUUGUCAAGAUUCCAUAAUGCCUAUUUGAAUUUAAUUGGAAUAAUAACUUGAUCAUUGCAUCAUGAAUCAGUUUGUAAACGCCAAGCGCCAAUCACCGCAUGCAGACACACAUACCAACAUCGAUCACUAGGACGACAAUACUGCGUUGCUACGACAACCACACUCUCCUCCAUCGCUAUGGGAACCAUCCUCAUUCUCUCAGCUCCCAUAAUCCAUUUCACAUUCUCAAUGAGCAUUUGACACGGUUCACAAGCACACACAGAGAGUUGAGACUAUAUGGGGGGUUGUCUGUGCUCUAACACACAGA